Carassius carassius (crucian carp) is the source of this 1055-nucleotide messenger RNA. RefSeq names its product stathmin-like. The record is from RefSeq and is a predicted model, not a curated record. Gene Ontology annotation, molecular function: tubulin binding. The coding region runs from base 142 to 588 and encodes 148 amino acids. Gene Ontology annotation, cellular component: cytoplasm; neuron projection. Lineage: Eukaryota; Metazoa; Chordata; Actinopteri; Cypriniformes; Cyprinidae. The transcript is spliced from 5 exons. Gene Ontology annotation, biological process: neuron projection development; regulation of microtubule polymerization or depolymerization; microtubule depolymerization.
UUAUGCGCGAACUUGACAUGCGUUGAAGUGAGAAAUCGGCGCGAGGCGAGCUUUUGUCAUCAUUCGAACCUGGAUCCUUUUGUGUGAAGUGUCACUGAUUUGGUUUUCAGUCAUACGUCGACCCUCUAGUCUUCUGCAACAAUGGCAUCUUUAAGUGAUAUUCAGGUCAAGGAGCUGGACAAGCGUGCCUCAGGACAAGCUUUUGAGGUUAUCCUUGGGAGUCCUGCUCCAGACGCCAAGGUGGAGUUCCCUCUCUCUCCUCUGAAGAAGAAGGACCUUUCCUUGGAGGAGAUCCAGAGGAAGCUAGAUGCUGCAGAAGAGAGACGCAAGUCUCAUGAAGCCGAGGUUCUGAAACACCUAGCAGAGAAGCGUGAGCAUGAGAAGGAGGUGCUUCAGAAAGCUCUAGAAGAAAGCAACAAUUUCAGCAAGAUGGCAGAAGAGAAACUGAACCAGAAGAUGGAAGCCAACAAAGAAAAGCGUUCGGCCAUCAUGGCAGCCAUGAGCGAGAAGUUCAAAGAGAAGGACAAGAAGCUGGAAGAGGUUCGAAAAAACAAAGAAAACAAAGAGGUCGGCUGUGAGGAAAACUGAGACCUACAGUUAGAGGGGAUCCUGGUGGGGUUUUUACGCAUCCAAAGAUUUGUUCACAUGAGAGGGGGAAAAAACUAAACUGAGGAGUCAUCAUGGGUUCAUGUUCAAAAAACAAACACCUGCAGCGUUCGGUUCACAUACAGCAGUGGUUUCCACUUUGAUUAACUCUCCUUCACUUAUCUGUGUGCUAUUUAGACCGCAGCUUCGUCAUUGUCUGGUAUUUGCUGUCUUCUCUUGUAGGGACCCAUGUAUGAUGUUUAACAUGCUUGUGUGCUGUAUUUCUUCAGCUUUUUGCUUUUUCUUGAGGUUAGAAGCUUGUUUGUGUGUUUUUUUUCCUCAAGCACAUGACUGUUCUUUGUACAAGUUUAGACUGCGUCUUGGAGGCCUUUACAUGUGAAAUUAGCAAUACAUGUUAUCUUUGACAGUUAACUUGUCAACUUAAUGGUUGUACCAAAUAAAAUAAGUAA